This is a messenger RNA of Stomoxys calcitrans (stable fly), 5333 nucleotides long. It is a transcript of the gene Duox, whose product is annotated as dual oxidase. Gene Ontology annotation, molecular function: superoxide-generating NAD(P)H oxidase activity; peroxidase activity; heme binding. The record is from RefSeq and is a predicted model, not a curated record. The transcript has 11 exons. Bases 520 to 5067 code for a protein of 1515 amino acids. Gene Ontology annotation, biological process: superoxide anion generation; defense response; response to oxidative stress. NCBI's taxonomy places the organism in Eukaryota, Metazoa, Arthropoda, Insecta, Diptera, Muscidae. Gene Ontology annotation, cellular component: plasma membrane; NADPH oxidase complex.
AUUUGAGUCCAUUAUAGAAAUCAUUCAUUUUCUUCUACAAAACAUUUCUAUUGAGCAAAAGUGUAUUUAUCAUGACGUGGAAUGUCAUGUUGUGAGCGUGGUAUGUUUAAGUGUCUGUCGCCGUCUUCGUUGCCAUCGUCGUCAUGUGUAGCUAACAUGCUCCGCGAAUAAGUGCGUCCGUAAACACCGCUUACGAUCGCCUCGCCGUUGUACAAUUCAAAGAAAAAGAAAAUCAAAAUGCUGUGAUAUCUCAAACGAAAUGUUCACAAAAAAGUAAUUAAAAAAAAAUACAAAAAUUCAAAGUUAAAUAUACGCGAAAGCUAUUGAAUAGAAAGAAAAUAGUUCGUUCGUUCGUUCGAUCGUCUGCUUUUUCAUGCGCGUGUAAAACAAAACAAGUGAUAUCAAUUGUAAUUUUAAGUAUUUUAUUUUUUAUUUAAUUUACGAAUGUGUUUCAUUAAAUCGACAAAUCACCGCCGCCACUACCACUACCACCAUCACUACCAAUAAUUUUGCCACGAAAUGUCCUUCAACAUCUUCAAACUAAGAGCUAACCAUCAUGUCAAGGCAUUCUCACUCAAAGCGUGUCUAAGUUUAGCAGUAAUUCUAUUAGUUUUGUUGGAUGUCAAUUGUUAUGAAAAAAUUUAUAGUCAAAUUGAAAAACAAAGAUACGAUGGCUGGUAUAAUAAUUUAGCACAUCCCGAUUGGGGUUCUGUAGAUAGCCACUUGGUGCGUAAAGCACCUCCAUCAUAUUCAGAUGGCGUAUAUGCUAUGGCCGGUUCAAAUCGGCCCUCUACGCGCCGCUUAAGUCGUCUAUUUAUGCGUGGGCGUGAUGGCCUGGGCUCCAAGUUCAAUCGCACCGCCUUGCUGGCGUUUUUCGGUCAAGUGGUGGCAAAUGAAAUUGUUAUGGCCUCCGAAUCGGGAUGUCCCAUUGAAAUGCAUCGCAUUGAAAUUGAAAAAUGCGAUGAAAUGUACGACAAGGAAUGUCGGGGCGAUAAGUAUAUACCAUUCCAUAGGGCGGCCUAUGAUCGCAGUACAGGUCAAAGUCCAAAUGCUCCAAGAGAGCAAAUAAAUCAAAUGACUGCCUGGAUAGACGGCAGUUUCAUAUAUAGUACCUCAGAGGCAUGGCUAAAUGCGAUGCGUUCCUUUCACAACGGCACCCUAUUGACAGACAAAAGUGGCAAACUGCCAGUGAGGAAUACCAUGCGAGUACCUUUGUUUAAUAAUCCAGUACCCAGUGUGAUGAAAAUGUUGAGUCCAGAGCGUUUGUUUUUGUUGGGUGAUCCACGUACCAAUCAAAAUCCUGCUGUUCUUGCUUUUGCCAUUCUCUUUGUGCGCUGGCACAACACCUUGGCGCAACGGAUUAAACGCGCCCAUUCUGAUUGGUCUGAUGAGGAGAUCUUCCAAAGAGCCCGUCGGACCGUCAUUGCCAGUUUACAAAAUGUCAUCCUUUAUGAAUAUUUGCCAGCCUUUUUGGCCUCAGAACUGCGACCCUACGAGGGCUACAAUCGGGAUAUUCACCCUGGAAUAGGUCAUAUUUUUCAAGCUGCCGCUUUUCGAUUUGGCCACACUAUGAUACCACCCGGUAUUUAUAGGCGCGACUCCACUUGCAAUUACAAAAAAACCCCAAUGGGAUAUCCAGCCAUACGUUUGUGUUCAACUUGGUGGGAUUCCAGUGAUUUUUUUACCGACACCAGCGUCGAGGAGAUCUUAAUGGGUCUGUCCUCGCAAAUAUCCGAACGUGAAGAUCCGGUCCUGUGCUCUGAUGUGCGCGAUAAACUUUUCGGUCCCAUGGAAUUUACACGGCGUGAUUUGGGAGCUCUCAACAUAAUGCGAGGACGUGAUAAUGGCCUGCCAGACUAUAACAGUGCCCGCGAAGCCUUUGGCCUGCCCAAACGAGCCACAUGGACCGAUAUCAACCCCGAACUCUUUGCCAAACAGCCGGAACUGUUGGAAAUGCUUAUAUCAGCCUACAACAAUCAACUGGACGAUGUUGAUGUGUAUGUGGGUGGCAUGUUGGAGUCCUAUGGACAGCCAGGUGAACUAUUCACUGCCGUUAUCAAGGAGCAAUUUGAACGCUUGCGUGAUUCCGAUCGUUUCUGGUUUGAGAACGACCGCAAUGGAAUAUUUACUAAAGAAGAAAUCGAGGAGAUCCGUAAGAUCACCAUGUACGACAUCAUUGUAAACAGCACAGACAUUGGAGUUGAUGACAUACAGAGAGAUGUUUUCACCUGGCACGAAGGAGAUCCUUGCCCUCAGCCCAUGCAGCUGAAUGCCACUGAACUUGAGCCUUGCACCUAUUUGGAGGGAUUCGACUACUUUUCAGGCUCUGAACUAAUGUUUAUCUAUGUGUGUGUUUUUCUGGGAUUUGUGCCGAUUCUUUGUGCCGGAGCAGGUUACUGUGUUGUCAAGCUACAGAACAGCAAGAGAAGAAAGUUAAAGAUACGCCAAGAAGCCUUAAGGGCUCCACAGCACAAGGGUUCAGUGGACAAGAUGUUGGCUCGCGAGUGGUUGCAUGCCAACCAUAAGCGUUUGGUGACGGUGAAAUUUGGGCCCGAGGCUGCCAUUUACACUGUCGACCGCAAAGGAGAAAAACUGCGAACCUUCAGCUUGAAAUCGGUCGACGUGGUCACUGUGGAAGAAUCAGCCCAUAAUCACAUCAAAAAGAAGCCCUAUAUACUCCUAAGAGUUCCCAAUGACCACGAUUUGGUUUUGGAACUGGAAUCCUAUGGAGCCCGACGAAAGUUCGUCAAGAAGUUGGAAGACUUUUUGAUUUUACAUAAAAAGGAAAUGACCCUCAUGGAGGUUAAUCGCGAUAUAAUGUUGGCCAGUGCCGAAACGCGUGAGCGUAGACAAAAGCGACUGGAAUACUUCUUUCGCGAAGCUUAUGCUUUGACUUUCGGCUUGAGACCCGGAGAAAGGCGGCGAAGAUCGGAUGCUUCCACCGAUGGCGAAGUGAUGACUGUCAUGCGUACCUCACUCUCGAAAGCAGAGUUUGCUGCCGCAUUGGGCAUGAAGCCCAAUGACAUGUUUGUGCGAAAAAUGUUCAAUAUCGUCGAUAAGGAUCAAGAUGGUCGCAUUAGUUUCCAGGAGUUUUUGGAGACUGUGGUUCUUUUCUCGCGCGGCAAGACGGACGAUAAGUUGCGCAUUAUUUUCGACAUGUGCGACAAUGAUCGCAAUGGCGUCAUAGAUAAGGGCGAAUUAAGUGAAAUGAUGCGUUCCUUGGUGGAAAUUGCGAGAACCACCAGUCUAGGCGAUGACCAAGUGACGGAAUUAAUCGAUGGCAUGUUCCAGGAUGUUGGACUGGAACACAAAAAUCAUCUCACCUAUCAGGACUUUAAGCUAAUGAUGAAAGAGUAUAAGGGAGACUUUGUGGCCAUUGGUCUUGAUUGUAAAGGUGCUAAGCAAAACUUUUUGGAUACAUCAACAAAUGUGGCACGCAUGACAUCCUUCAAUAUCGAGCCCAUGCAGGAGAGACCACGCCAUUGGAUGCAAGAGAAAUGGGAUAGCUACAUAACGUUUCUGGAAGAGAAUCGUCAGAAUAUUUUCUAUUUAUUCCUCUUUUAUGUCAUUACAAUUGUGUUGUUUGUAGAACGAUUCAUACAUUACUCCUUUAUGGCUGAACACACUGACCUAAGACAUAUAAUGGGUGUUGGUAUAGCCAUUACCCGUGGUUCUGCUGCCUCAUUAUCGUUCUGCUAUUCACUGCUUCUACUUACAAUGGCCAGAAAUCUCAUCACAAAACUUAAAGAAUUUCCUAUACAACAAUAUAUACCGUUGGACUCACACAUUCAAUUUCACAAGAUUGCUGCCUGUACUGCCCUUUUCUUUUCGGUACUGCACACUGUGGGUCACAUUGUGAAUUUCUAUCACGUCUCAACGCAAUCUCACGAAAAUCUCAAAUGUUUAACAAGAGAGGUUCACUUUGCUUCGGACUAUAAACCAGACAUAACCUUUUGGCUAUUCCAAACUGUAACAGGUACCACCGGUGUAAUGCUUUUCAUUAUAAUGUGCAUUAUAUUUGUGUUUGCCCAUCCAACCAUACGCAAAAAAGCCUACAAAUUCUUUUGGAAUAUGCACACCCUUUACAUAGGCCUAUAUCUGCUGAGUCUUAUUCAUGGUUUGGCGCGGCUAACGGGUCCUCCGAGAUUUUGGAUGUUUUUCCUGGGACCUGGAAUUGUUUACACUUUGGAUAAAAUAGUCUCACUACGCACCAAAUACAUGGCCCUUGAUGUCAUAGAAACGGAACUGUUGCCCUCAGAUGUUAUUAAAAUCAAAUUUUAUCGUCCACCAAAUCUGAAAUAUCUCUCAGGUCAAUGGGUGCGACUAUCGUGUACAGCUUUUCGUCCACACGAAAUGCAUAGUUUUACCUUGACUUCGGCCCCACACGAGAAUUUUCUAAGCUGUCAUAUUAAGGCCCAAGGUCCUUGGACGUGGAAGCUUCGUAACUAUUUUGAUCCAUGCAAUUACAAUGCAGAGGAUCAGCCUAAAAUUCGCAUCGAGGGUCCCUUCGGUGGUGGCAAUCAAGAUUGGUAUAAAUUCGAGGUAGCAGUAAUGGUUGGCGGCGGUAUUGGUGUUACCCCUUACGCCUCAAUUCUAAAUGAUUUGGUUUUCGGCACAAGUACAAAUCGCUACUCUGGAGUGGCUUGCAAAAAAGUGUAUUUCCUCUGGAUUUGUCCCUCUCACAAACACUUUGAGUGGUUUAUUGAUGUGCUGCGAGAUGUCGAAAAGAAGGAUGUUACAAAUGUCUUGGAGAUUCACAUAUUCAUAACACAAUUUUUCCAUAAAUUCGAUUUGAGAACAACAAUGUUGUAUAUUUGCGAAAAUCAUUUCCAACGUCUCUCCAAAACUUCAAUAUUCACGGGUCUUAAGGCUGUUAAUCAUUUUGGACGUCCCGAUAUGUCCAGUUUCUUAAAAUUUGUUCAAAAGAAACAUUCCUAUGUUUCCAAAAUAGGUGUAUUCUCUUGUGGCCCUCGGCCAUUAACCAAAAGUGUUAUGUCAGCAUGUGAUGAAGUCAAUAAAACCAGAAAACUUCCAUAUUUUAUACAUCAUUUCGAAAAUUUCGGUUAAGAUAUAUUGCGUUGAACCCAGUUCAACUACAGCGCAAUCACCAUCCACACACUCUCAUUUCAAUGUGAAUAUUUUUUUAUUAAUUUUUAAAAUUUAUCUUAGAAAAUAUCCACAAUACUGUUUUCAGGCAUUUCAAUAUUAAAAACAACUAUCUAAAAAGCGAGAAAAUUAUUAUAAAAAAAUAAUUGUUCAUAUGUAUGUAUAUAAUUGAUUUUAUAUGUAUUUAUGUGAAUGUUGUUGUAAAAUAAACUAUUUAGUCAAAUUUA